AUGAGGAGGAUACGUAAGAGUAGUACUGUAGGUGAUGAUAAAACUGCUGGCAAGGGAGCCUCUACUAGUCAAGAACGCAAUGAGAUUUCUGAUUAUCUUGAUCAUGAGAUUGUUCAACUCACAAAGCUUAAGUCACGGCCUCACAAACUUUUGAGCAGGGACGUUCCUGGCAGGUUGAGGCUGCCCGUCUCAACUAUGAGAAUGUUGGUUGGUCGAGAGGGUAAUUAUUCCGGAAGAGGGAGAUUCUCAUCCGCAGAUAAUUGUCAUGUUUUAAGUCGAUAUUUGCCUGUACAUGGUCCUUGCACGGUGGACCAGUUGGAUAGUCGGACUUAUGUCUCUCAGUUUUCAGCUGAUGGUACUCUUUUCAUCGCGGGAUGUCAGGGAAGCCACAUUAGGAUAUAUAAUGUGGAUAAGGGAUGGAAAGUUCAGAAGGACAUAUUAGCCAAAAGUUUAAGAUGGACGAUUACUGAUACGUGUCUUUCUCCCAAUCAACGCUAUCUUGUGUAUGCUAGCUUGUCUCCUGUUGUCCAUAUUGUGAAUAUUGCAUCUGCUGCCUCAGAGUCACUGGCAAAUGUAACGGAAAUUCAUAAUGGUUUGGAUUUUUCUGGAAACGAUGAUGAUUUUGAUGAAUUUGGGAUCUUCUCCGUUAAGUUUUCAACUGAUGGGCGAGAGCUUGUAGCUGCAAGUAGUGAUAAUUCAAUAUAUAUUUAUGAUCUUGAAGCAAAUAACUGCAGCCUCCGAGUUCGUGCACAUAAGGGGCUAUGGGGAAGAAUCGGAAUGAGGGAUAGCUGGAAGAAUCCUUGGUUAGAAUGGGAUUUGAACUCAGCACCUUUUGAGAUUUUGCGAAGAGUGGCUCUUUGGAGAGCACAGUACGAUGAAAGUUGUAAGCUCUGGGGGUCCGAUGUUAACACAGUAUGUUUUGCGGAUGAAGCUGGCCAUCUCCUGUAUUCUGGAAGUGAUGAUAACCUCUGUAAGGUGUGGGAUAGGCGUUGCUUUAUCUCAAAUGGAAAAGCAGCAGGGGUCUUGAUGGGACAUCUAGAAGGCAUUACGUUCAUAGACAGCCGUGGAGAUGGGCGUUAUUUUAUUUCUAAUGGAAAGGAUCAGACUACCAAACUAUGGGAUAUCCGAAAGAUGUCCUCUAAUGCCAAAGACACUCAAAGGCUUAGAAAUUCUGACUGGGAUUACAGAUGGAUGGAAUACCCACCCCGUGCCAAAACCUUGACACAUCCUCGUGAUCAGUCAUUGACCACUUACAGAGGUCAUUCAAUCUUGCGCACUCUGAUUCGCUGUUACUUCUCUCCAGAUUAUAGGCUUGAUGUUGGUCAAAGGAUUGACCCAGGCACCGGCCAGAAGUACAUCUAUACUGGAUCCAGUGAUUGUUCUGUUUAUAUUUAUGAUCUGGUGAGUGGAGCAGUAGUUGCAACACUCGAUCAUCAUGAAGGUCUUGUAAGAGAUUGCAGUUGGCAUCCUUUGUACCCUAUGAUGAUCAGCUCUUCAUGGGAUGGUGUCAUUGCCAGAUGGGAAUUUCCUGGCGCUGGUGAAGCACCUGCUCCGGUGAGACAGAGGUCAAGUCAGAGGCGGCUUCUCUAG
Messenger RNA from Dovyalis caffra, 1590 nucleotides. Lineage: Eukaryota; Viridiplantae; Streptophyta; Magnoliopsida; Malpighiales; Salicaceae. The record is from the annotation of a GenBank genome assembly.